Molecule: messenger RNA, 2274 nt
Organism: Plasmopara halstedii
Lineage: Eukaryota; Oomycota; Peronosporomycetes; Peronosporales; Peronosporaceae
Product: Neurochondrin/leucine-rich protein (Neurochondrin)
Exons: 5
Coding region: 1-2274 (757 amino acids)
Source: RefSeq, a predicted model, not a curated record
AUGAUCGCUACAAAGACAACAAGGGAUACUGGAGAGGCAGUGACAACUGCCGCUGCAAUGGAUGAGAAAAUAGCUGAAUGCAUGACAAUGCUGGCGGGCAACACUGACGAGCACAAAUUUGCGGGCUUGCUUAUGGUCACCAAGCUGGGUGAUCUGCCAGCGGACAAGCUUCAGCGGGUGAGGCGACAGGUGCUUACAAUCGUGGGCAUGAGCUUCUUCGUACGCCUAUUACACACCAGAAACCCCGAAGAUGUCCAGAUGCUAUCAUCCUAUCAAAGACUAGGAUUGAAUUUGAUAGCGAGCUUUUGCAUGGACUCAUCCCUGGCGGAAUUAUUUGCACAGGAGAACACUGUGAGAUUUCUUUUAAAGCAGCUAGCAUUGCAGUCGACAGCACAUGAGUCUUUUGUGGACUGUGCUCGCAUUUUGUCAUGCAUGGUUCAGACCAAAAAUGGGUCAAAGAAGUGGCGUGACGAAGCUAUUGCUAAGGUCAUGAUGCGUGAAAAAGUUCUCGAUGGAAUGUUUCGAGUUCUUGAGAAUCUGGGUCGAUUGCAUUCAAAUCAAGAUUUGAUUGAAAAUAUAAAGCCGGCAGCUCAAGACAAAUCGAUGGCGUCUCUCUCGGCGACGUCGUGGGGCAUUUUGAACGGGCUUGCAAGCAUCAAAGAGUUUUGGACUCAUAUUCACAGCGAUCACUUUGAAUUUAUAUGCUUAAAGUUCGCGCACGUUCAGAUUGAGAUUGCUAUUCAGGUGCUAACAGUAUUGAACUACUACAUGACAUCCGUCGAGCUGGGCGAAGCACCGGUCGCGCUUCUUAGCUCGCAGUGUCUCUCUGGUAUUCGGGCGGGCGCACUGCGCUUAAUGCGCGCAAAAUUGCCUAAUCAAGUACGCGAUCAAUGUUUGCGACUUAUAUUUCAACUAAUGAAACAAUCGGGUUUCUCAUGGAUGGCUCCUAGCACUACAUUGCGACGCCGAGUGUUGCAUGAGGAAAUGUCUGGCGAAAAAUUUAUACUUUUGUUACUGAGACUCGUCGCGAUAGAGAUAAAGAUUAUGCUAGAUGAAGUGGAACUGUCGCUGAUUCAAGUUGAUGAAACAAAGAAUGAGUCCAUGGAGGAGAUGGAAAGGCGAAAAAAAGAAGUUCAACGUGUGCUCGCCAUUCUGCCCAUUUGUUACGGCAUCCUCGAAUUGAUUAUUAGUGGUCUUGUUUCCAGCAACAAAGGCAAGCUCACGCUUCCAUACGAUAUUUUAUUUGAGAUAAAAGGGACAUUUAGUCAAAUUUUUAUGGUGGUGUUCGAGCUGCUAACACUAGCCCAGGAUUAUGUUCAGACUCAUCGCUACCAAGAGCUGCGUAAGGCGCAUGCUGAUUCAAUCUCUCACUUGGAUGCUGUAAUUUGCGCUAGUUUACGUAUCGUUAGUGCCUGGAUUGCAGAAGACUCGGACACUCAUGCCGAAUUAGUAAUGCAAUUGCUUCCUUUUUUGGUGUGCUAUAAAUCAUCGUUGGCUUGGACGAUGAACGAUGAUUCUGAAAAUUGUAAAUUGAAAAGUAUUCAAUCAUGCAAUUCCGAUGAAGAAAUUGACUCAGACGACGACGUCGACGUCGACGCCGUUUCUCGGAUCAGGCUAAAGGCUGCAAUGAUUUACAAGACUGACAGUAGCAUCGACCAGUUUCACUUUCUGUUGCCAGGAUUGCUUCAGCUUAGCGCACUAUCAGACGGCGCUUCCAUCAUGUCUAAAAAUGUAAAGGUUUUGCAGCGUUUAAUGCAGUUUUGUUGCACCAUUUGUGCCGACUUUGCUGAUGGAAAAAAUGAGUUUGCCGCCGUGUCUACCCUAACACUAUGUCUCGGCAUUUUAAUAAAUUUGAUACUGAUUUGUGGAGGCAACGACAGCGCUGCACAGUCGCACAAGUCGGGUAUGCCCAACGCUCUAGAGUGGUUUCACGCCUUAACGUUCCUUGUACCCGUGGCAUGUGCCUGCGGAUCCCAAUUAAUAGCAGACAAAAAUAUUGAUGAUAAAAGUCGCAGAGAAGACGAUCGCUACGAGAUGCUGCUGCACAUUGUCUGCUUGGUGCUGUUAAUUGUCAGGCACUUCCAACAUAAAGAGCGUCAUCCAUAUCGUUUACCGGUCGUCGUCGCGAAUCUGGACACGUCGUUUAGUAGCAUUGUCGCCUGGAUUGUAGACCACCCUCCAAGCGCAACGACUGAGUCAAUCGCUGACCUUUACGAGCUCAUGCGAGUGCUCUCGAUACAGUUUGUUUUGACGCUUCAAGUACUAGCGCGCUAG